UCUGUAAAUAUAAUGGACAUGUAUAACAGGGUUAUUUACCAAUUAAAUUAUUGGUUAGAAUAAUAAUAAUGUUAAAUUAAGCAAAACGGAAUAUGAAAAUGAAAAAUAACGAGUGAAUAGUGGUAAGGCAAAGAAUACAUGUGAAUUCCAUAUUUUAACCUUCAAGAGAUUACACUGACAAGUUUGUUUUUUAUUUCUUUUGUUUAAUUCUUCGUUUUUCUUAGAUCUUGAAAGAAUCUUAGAUGCUCAACGUUUAUCAUUAGAACAUUCAAAUGAAGAAUUAAUUCAUACAUGA
Molecule: messenger RNA, 295 nt
Organism: Rotaria sp. Silwood2
Lineage: Eukaryota; Metazoa; Rotifera; Eurotatoria; Philodinida; Philodinidae
Source: the annotation of a GenBank genome assembly